Osmerus eperlanus (European smelt) is the source of this 5126-nucleotide messenger RNA. RefSeq names its product beta-1,4-galactosyltransferase 5-like. The record is from RefSeq and is a predicted model, not a curated record. Gene Ontology annotation, biological process: carbohydrate metabolic process. Gene Ontology annotation, cellular component: Golgi apparatus. Lineage: Eukaryota; Metazoa; Chordata; Actinopteri; Osmeriformes; Osmeridae. Gene Ontology annotation, molecular function: UDP-galactose:glucosylceramide beta-1,4-galactosyltransferase activity.
GAGUACCUGUUCAUGGUCCAGGCCAGAGGGAUCCAGAUCCGUGAGAACGUGAAGAACAUCGGCGCCCAGGUUCUAGAGCAGGUGGUGAGAGGAGCGUACAGUGCCAACAGCACAGACUAUACGUAUGACUUCAACCCAGUUGAGAGUGACGAUCCAGCCACCUCGUACCUCCCUGAGGGCUUCACGUACCUAUCCUCCCAGCUCUGCCCCGAGAAACUGCCUACCAUGAACGGCAGGUUGCAGGUUAAUAUGAGUGAGGUGUCUCUGGAGGAUGUGGAGCGCGUGCUGUUGGCAGCAGAGCCAAGCUUGUCCCCAGGAGGCUACUGGAAGCCACAGGACUGUGUUCCCCGCUGGAAGGUGGCGAUCCUGGUCCCUUUCAGGAACCGUCAUGAGCACCUGCCUAUCCUCCUCAACCACCUGGUGCCAGUACUGCAGAGUCAGAGGCUGCAGUUUGCAUUCUAUGUCAUAGAGCAGACAGGGACAGAGCCGUUUAACAGGGCCAUGCUAUUCAAUGUGGGCUUCAAGGAAGCCAUGCGAGACAACUGGGACUGCCUUGUGUUCCACGACGUCGACCACCUCAUGGAGAACGACAGGAACUACUACGGCUGUGGAGAGAUGCCUCGUCACUUCGCCGUCAAGCUCAACAAGUACUCCUACAUGCUUCCGUAUAACGAGUUCUUCGGUGGCGUCAGUGGUCUCACGGUGGAACAGUACAGAAAGAUCAACGGCUUUCCCAAUGCAUUCUGGGGCUGGGGAGGGGAAGAUGAUGAUCUAUGGAACAGGGUGCAGUAUGCCAACUAUACUGUCAGUCGGCCGCAGGGUGAACUUGGUCGGUACAUGUCCAUCCCUCACCAUCACCGUGGAGAGGUCCAGUUUCUGGGCAGGUAUACUCUGCUGCGCCAUUCUAAGGAGAGACAGAGUCUGGAUGGCCUUAACAACCUGCACUACUCCCCCCUGGUGUCCCGGAGGCCUCUCUACACCAACGUUUCUGUCAGCCUGAGCCGACAGUUAGCCCAGAUUGCGGACUACUAACCAGGCGUUCCUCCUAGGCCACGAAGGCUGUCGACCAUGUCGCUAGUCUCAGCACUGCUUUGAACCUUACUGAUAUGCAUUUCAUUUUGUUUUUGUUGUUUGGAUGCAAAAAAAAAAAAAGGAGACACGCAGAAGUAUGUUGGUUAAUCAUAUGAGAGUAAGGAUAAGACUCGUUCAUGAUCCAUCGCUCCUCUCAUCCGGGCUUCUCCAGUCUUCUGUCUCCACCUGCCUUUCACACCAUUUUGGCCUUUAACAUUGACACAUUCAUUCAUUAUUUCAGUAAUUCGUUAGUCAUUUUUUCGAUUCGAUUUUUAUUCUCAUUCCUCGGCUCACUGUGUCACCGUCCUGUCAAGCUUCCUGUCUGGGUCUCAUCCAACAUGAACACGUUCUCAACCUGCAGACAGGUAGCCAGGACACAGUAUAUAACACAGCCACAAAUACAGUACAUACACACACUCACACACAACCACACAUACAGUACAUACACACACACACACACACUAACGCACAUGCAGUACAGUGUGCACACACGUGCACACACACACAGGCUGACCUAUUCCUGAAACAUUUGGUUAUCUGCUCCUGCACUGAAUAUUUUCAGUUAUAUGAUAAUAUAAAUUAAGAAAGAGACAAAGGCGCACUAUGUCUCUCUCUCUCUCUCUCUCUCUCUCUCUCUCUCUCUCUCUCUCUCUCUCUCUCUCUCUCUCUCUCUCUCUCUCUCUCUCUCUCUCUCUCUCUCUCUCUCUCUCUCACCAACCACACAUGCACACACACAGACCCUUGCAGCUGGCUCUGUAUAGGGUAUGCCAAAUCUAUUGAGUGUGCAUGAACAGUGGCAGUGUAACGAGGACGCGGUUGGAUACGAAAUGUGUAGCUACUGUAUACUGUAUGUACAAAGUGUAGCAUGCUAGUGUGUAUACUACGUGUGCUAAUCCUUAGAUCGACGUGGACAUGUUCUGCGUCUAGGCUGUGGCAAUGUGUUUGACGCCAGCAAGACGUCAUCAGCUCCAAUUCCCUGCUCAGGCUGCUUUGGAAUCACUUUGUCUAACCUACCGUUUACAAUGAUCUACAUGCAUUACAACCUCUACUAGCUCUGGCCAUACUGUGUAGUGACAUACAAAAGGACAGUGGAUAGCUAUUAGAGUAGACGAGCCCUGUAUACAAACCACACUGUAGACCCACCUUUGCCCAAACAAACAUGCUAGGCAGCUGGCCACUCAGAGCUUUCACAAAUUUGUUUGUUUGUGUGCGCGCGCGUGUGUGUGAAUAAGGGAGGAGCUAUGCAAAAGCAUACCAGUCAGCGUCCUGUUCUUCAUGCUUCUCUGGGGGGAUGUCCCAGAACACAUCCCCCCCCCCCCCCCCAACUGAAAAAUAUUCACUGUUGACCUUGUGACGUGGACGGAAGAUGCCGGAAACCAGGGAGAGAAACAGUGUUUGUGUCUCAGUAUCUACUUUCUAGCUGUAUCGUUUGCUCACCUGCAUUUCUAUAGUCAUAGAGCUGCAGGAGAUGAUAAAAGCCAGUGUCUGUCUAGGAGACACUGCGUCGUGUUUACAGAAGACCAUCGGGACAGGACUUUAACGUUGCACAGCCACUGAUUAUCCACCAAAGUCAAAUGAGUGGCCAAGAGGCACCACAGCCAUUAUGGUGUUAGCACCCCGGCUAAUCUAUGGCCUGUGUGUGGCGUUUGUAUGCACUGCCUUGUGGUGGUACACAAAAUACUGGCUUUUGACGCGCAGGGGGUGUGUCAACUAAUGAAUCUUGUUAGUAUCGAUGGAAGGCCCCCUCACAGCACACAGCCACCCUUAGCGCAUACGUCCCUUUGUGUUCCUCUGUGUGUUUGACAGUGUUAAUUUGAAUGACGUUUUUAGUAGUAGUUCUCUCUUGAAAGCUAUAUCGACACAUUUUCCCUCUCCUGCCUAUGGUAUAUGUCUGCCCUUUAGACAGCUUCAACUGAGCUUCUGUUAGUUCAUGUCACACAGAUCGCCUUGUCUAAACAUUGACUUUUGGAGGGGGGGGGGGGGGAGUACCUGUUUAAUUGUUGUUCCUAUUAUGAUGUGAGGCUGGACCUCAUUUAUUUAUUGAAUCUUUUAUGAAUUACUUUCAGUGUUUGUUUUUUGUUGCAGGUGUGAUAAUAUAAUUAUAUAGUUGAAAACAAAUGACAGACUGUGUUAGAAGCACUGAUCCUAGUUCUGGUUUCAGACUGAAAUGUUGAGAUUCAAACCUGUAUGGAAUUAUGUGUAUGUCAGGGACGGGGCUAUUCCAAAUAGCAUUUUCUAUUAACUUGAUUCACUUGUUAAUCUGAUUAAAAAGGCACUGGAGGUGGUAGAAGCCAUUUUGUAUGACGACCACAGAGAGAACUGCUUGAUGUCACUUCCUCUCAUUCUACACCUCUAAUUUCUUGAUAAUCCACUAUGCUGAAACAUCAGGCAUUGGGAAACAUCAGGCAUUGUGAAACAACGGGCAUCUUCUGGGAGUGUCUCUCCCAUACGUGCUGUAACCACUCAGUAACAAUUGAAAACAUUAGAUGUUGAUGCCCAAUAGAUGUCCAUGAUUUAUAUGUAGGUAUAAGUUUUCUUUUAUCAGAUAAGUUAUGUUUACCUUGUUAAGCCAUUAAUUCCGAGGUGUAUAGUGGGGGGGGGGGAAGAGAGAGAAGAGACUAAAGUUUUCUUCUCUAAGUGUGUUUGAGUGAAAUGGCUGGACCUGUCUGUGCCACUUGGCCUCAGUGUCUUUCACGUCAGAAGUUUGUUUUUGUUUUCGUUGGUCCUCCAGCUCAUGUCAAAUGGCCUAGCUCUAUAGGUUUCCACACUCACAAUACUGUACAUCCUGUUUGAUGUCCAAUCAAUGAAGAGUGUACUGUAGUUCACAGAAACAACAGACCCUGAGAAUACUGUAUACCUGGAAGAAGUCGAAGUGAGGGCCUCAGGAUUAAUAUUGUUGUUGUUGUUGUUGUUUUGACCGACCACGAGUCAGUGACUUGACUUCCCAAAGUAGAAUCACAGAGCGAGCUAUCUCUGACAAGAACUCAUCGUAACUAAAUAUAACUGAUGGGUUUUAGUUGUCAACUGGUUAUCAAGCCAGGCGUGUCUGUGCUAAAUAUCAUGAUAGCUAGCUGGUCAGUAGUGAUCCAUCAUAGUGACCCCAGUGCUCAGUGUGUUGGUCACUGCCUUGUCUGCCUCUGGGCCAGGCUCACCCAUUCCAUUCUGUGCCAGUCUAAAUGACGGGCCCUCCACUGCACACAGUGCCCUGACAUGACUGGCAGCCUUAAACUCUUUCAUUUAUUUAAGUGAUUUUACACAGGUUUUUAUUUUUUUAUAAGCAAAUCUAUUUAAAUGGAAAGUGCGUCUCGACUAACGUCCACUGUAAAUAUUGCCAUGUGUAGUUUUAGAAGAAAAAUGAAAUAAAGGCCUGUGGAUGCUAGGUGAACAAAUGGGGCUAUGUAGGGGUUUGGUUGAUGUCUGUCUGGAGAUGUGAGCGUUACACUUAAGCCAGUUGGGCUCCUUGAAAGCUUUCACAUCCCUGCUUCCCCAGCUCACCCUCUCAUGAGGACGAAGGUGAGGUUCGUUCUCUCCCUUCUCUCCUGGAUCUCUGCCCCCAACUGGUCAAGCACUAGAAGCUGCCAAGAGAGAACUCCCAAACAGCAAACCCGAAAUCCCUUUUGUACUGGAGUAACAGCUGUAGGCAGGACACAGGUCCACAUUUAUCACUGUAGGAUUUAAAAAGCACUGCAUCAGCCAAUAUGUUCUUGCGCAAUAUUGCUUGCCAUGCUUACGAUGGGGAAGGCACCCAAACCCAGCUUGGCUACCAACUCCACUUCCUGCAAUCUAGAAAAAGUGUUUUUGUAUGAAAGUAAAUUAUAACAAAAAAUGAAUAAAUACCUAUCUAAAUUUAAAUAAUCUCUUUUCAGAUUGGAAGGAGUGAUAUUCUCUUUUGAAUUGAAGCCAUUUGAAGCCACUUGUAAAACUUGAUGUGGGCCUUGUGUAUCUGUUUGUGUAUCGACAUUAUCUUUUGAUUAUUCAAAUUUUUAUGAUGGAGAUUUUUUUUUUUACCAUAGUUGUUAAUGUAAAUACACCAAUAAAUUGAACUUCAAAAGAUG